AGACCGGACGCAGUAGGCGGGCGGGAACGUGAAGUCUCCGCAGUGCCUGAUGGGCUUGUUCCGAGGAAGCUAGCUGAAGCUGCUGAAGGGUCCUUCGUUGAGCUGCCGUGGUCUCCGCCGCCUUAUGGCGGCGAUCGGCGUGCACCUGGGCUGCACAUCAGCCUGUGUGGCUGUCUACAAGGAUGGCCGGGCCGAUGUGGUUGCAAAUGAUGCAGGGGAUAGAGUCACACCAGCCAUUGUUGCUUACUCGGAACGUGAACAGGUGGUUGGACUGGCAGCAAAACAAAGUAGAAUAAGACAUGUUUCAAGCACAGUAGUGAAAGUGAAACAGAUCCUUGGCAGAAGGUAGCACGGCUUCUCUUGCUGCCAGGAUGAUCCUCACACCUGCCCUGUAACUCUCGUUCCCCUGUGGCCUUCCAGCCAGAAGUGUGGUCCUCAGACCUGCCUUCUCAGCAGAGUGCCCUGGGAGGAAAGAACCAGCAGGCUCCUGGAAACAUGCUGAGAACACCCAGAGCUUCCCCACGCCUCGAAAACUGUGCCCUGCUGCCUGGGAGCUUGCUUCAGUAGCCUUCCUUCCCUGCCCACCAUGGCAACCACUAAUAGCAGUGCGGGCAUCCGGUGGUCCAGACAGGAGACACGAACUCUUCUCUCCAUCCUAGGUGAGGCAGAGUACAUCCAGCGCCUCCAGACUAGGCAUCACAAUGCAGAUAUCUAUCAGGCGGUGUCUAGGCGAAUGCAGCAGGAGGGCUUCUGCCGCACCGAACGCCAGUGCCGCUCCAAGUUUAAAGUUCUGAAGGCAUUGUAUUUAAAGGCCUACGUUGCCCAUGCCACAAGUAUGGGGGACCCACCGCACUGCCCAUUUUAUGAUACGUUGGAUCAUCUUCUUCGAAACCAGAUAGUGACUGACCCAGACAACUUAACGGAGGCUGCUGCUUGGGCCAAGCACUGUUAUCAGAAUUUGGUAGCCUCUGACAAGCCAGGGCAAGAGGGCACCAGCAUUCGGGAAAUGAAAAGGACACAGACAGCUUGUCAUCAUCGUAUUUUGCAAACAGUUAAGGAAUCAAAUGAGGAUUGUCACCUAAGAAUCAGUGACCAGACACAAGAAGCCAGUGACCUUGAGGGCUCCUGGGAUGACUCCUUGGGUGCAGGGUGCUCUCAAGGGACCCCCAGCUACAGCAGCUCCCACCACCUUUUCAGAGGUGCAGUUGCCCCCUGUCAGAGCAACCCCAUGACCAGACUGGGUGUGUCGAGGGAGUCAAGUCCCUGCACCAGCACCAGCCGCAACCCUCCUGGGGCAGCCUCCACACCACAGCCUCCAGGCUCUUCCUCAAGAGUUGCUUUUCUCUCUGGUGGGGAUAGACCUCUGACCAGGGAGCCCUCUCCAAGGUGGGCCAGGCGAAGAAGGCGCUCAGUGGCCAGAACCAUUUCAUCUGAGUUGGCAGAAAACAGGAGGUUGGCGCGAGAACUCUCCAAGAGAGAGGAAGAGAAGCUGGACAGGUUGAUUGCUAUUGGUGAGGAGGCCAGUGCCCAGCAAGACACUGCCAAUGAGCUGCGCAGGGAUGCUGUCAUCGCAGUCAGACGCUUGGCCACAGCAGUGGAAGAAGCAACUGGGGCUUUCCAGCAAGGGCUUGAGAAGUUGCUUCAGAGGUUGAUUUCAAAUACCAAAAGCUAGGAACUGAUUGAAUGGACACCUUUCCCAAACUGGUACAAGUCUGUUUCUAACAACCACCUUCUGGAACCCUGGCUCCUUUCUGUGUCUUCAGACAAAGGAACAGAUGAACUGUUAAUACGCAGAAGAGUAGUGAGUUCUUUUUCCUAAGAUUCUCCACUAAUGGAAAGGCCCUUGAGGAAUGAAGAGUGGCCUGGUAGAAACCAGAAGGAAUCAAAUCCAAGAGCUAGUUUGUUCUAGCUUCCUCACAGUGUGGAGCAAUUUUCUUUACCUCUACCACGAUCUCAUCUGUCAAGGCAGAUCAGUAGUCAUUCCUGCCCUGCCUACCUCACAGGGUUGUUGUGAGGAUCAAGUAGUUUAUAGAUGUGAAAAGGUUUGAAAGUUUGAAAGCACUGUAUAAUGUAAGUUAUUAAUGCAUUUGCCCUUGGCUAAGGGGAGCUGGGGUAAGCACAUUCGUUUACAACAUACACAGGUAUAGCAGUGUCCUGUGACCUCAUUGCUUGAGUCUUUAUCUGUUUAAUUUGUUGGCCUCUUAGAUAGAGGUCUCAACUUCUUACAUCUCUCUGUGGCUCCCUAGUCUAGGCACAAUUGCAUUUGUGUCUUUGUCUCUUACAUUUUCACUGCUGUAUCCCUGACCUACCUACUAGCAAACACCCCUUGGUCCAACCAGGUUUCUCUCUUUCAUUUUACUAGUUCCUGGUCUCUAUAGAGAUGAGCUAUUUGAGCACUGUGGGAGGUAAAUAUCUCAUAUUGAUAGAUUUUGAUGAGGUAAAAUAGUGACUUUUAUGAAGUAGAAAAUGUAAGUAAAUUCUUUGCAUUUAGUAUUAUCUGAGGCUCUUUAAAUGCAUAAAUUGUGUGUUUACAUUGUGGUUGGCAUUUGAACAUGGAAAUAAUUUGGAUUAAUGCAUUUGCAUCAAUCCAUUUCCAAUCUACUUGUGGCUGAUUGACUUUGUUUCUGUUAGUGGGUGUUUUGUUUGGGCCCUACCAUGUAAUUGAGGGCAAGCCUAGAUCCAGAGGAACUUUUUUCCAAGUGAUGUAAACAAGAGUUGGUAGGGUUAGUGCCUGUGAUGAUAGAGAGCAGCUCCCUUUGCUCUUGAGCCUGGAGAAUGCUAGAAGUGGUAAAGACCUCUGCCCAGAGAUGGUUCUCUUCAAGCUCACGCCCCGAGCAAGUACACUCCCCUGACCCAGGCACACGUCCUGGAGAGGAGUUGGUGACAGUAAACCACAGCCCUGUGAGGUUGUUGGCCUUCAGUGAACUGGUUCUUAGUGGGUCUUGUAGAACUCUAGAAUCACAGGUAAGACUCUGGGGAUUUAAAUGCCACUCAGAAGCCGGGGAGAAAAUGAACAGGUGUUGGGAGAGCUUUGGGAUUUUGGAGUAGGGCGGGGGAGUGUCACAUUGUAGUCAGGGGCUUAGUGGAAGCUGGACAUUUGAAUUAGUAAAGAAAAGGACAAAAACAAAAAAAUGGUGGGACCUCAUGGAACCAGGAGUAGGUGGCAAAGGGCAAGCUGUAGAGUGAGCGCUGACUGCCUGAGCAGUGUGUUGUGGACUUCGCUGGAAUCUGGCUAGACCACCCAACUCCAGCCCCGUCCCCGCCACAGCUGUUGGCAUUGGGGGCAACACUUACCCUUUUUGUGCCUCGAUUUCUUUUAUCUCCAAGUUGAGGAAUUUCUACUACAUUUUUAUAGUAUCUUUCAGUUCUAGAAUUUUAAAUAAUAUGGUAAAGGUAAAAAUGAGGUGAGCUAUUUAUAGUAUUUUCAGGCAGUGGCUGUUAAUGUACGUUUGAAAUACUGUUUAUGGCUGUAUUUAAAGGCACCCUCUGUAGUGUGGACAUUUAUCACUGUGCUGGUGAGAGCUCUAAGCCUUGUACUGGAUGGACACCCACUGAUGCCUUUCUUUCCUUGAAGUGGAUAUAUAAGUGUGUGUUGUCUUUUGUUUGAGGCCAUGAUGUAGAAAGUACAUAUCUGUUGUAACCAAAUAAAGCUAAUGUAGACCAUAGUAUUCUGGAAACAACAGAAAAGUAUUUAACUACCUAGUAAGGAUCUAACGGUGGCAGUGUGUGGUUGGGCCUCUACCUGACGUGAGAGACAGGCUGGAGCAGAGAUGGAGUUAAAGUUGAGGUAUCUUGAAAACCCUGAUAGGCAGAGUAAACAAAAUAAGGAAAUAAAUCUCAAGGUCCUGAAGAGUUAUUAGGAAAACAUGCAAAGUGGUAGAGGAGACAGUGCACGGUGCAGGCCAUGUGCAGGAAGGCAGGCUGGAGUCCUGCCUGAACUUUAGCCCUAACCCAGUACCUCCUCCAUCAAGUUACCUCCUCCCUUUCACCAUUCUGUAACUCAGGUUCUUCCUUAAAAUGGGAACUAACGAUCGCCCGUCCUACCUACUUCACAGGGGUGUUGUGAGGAUCAGUGCACAGAUGAACGAAUGUUCAGUUAGAUUUGUAGACACUGGGGUUUACCAGGAGUGGGGAAGGAGAACCCACAGCACGUGAGCACGGGUGUUGCCAAACCCAGGGCCACUGUAAGAGAUACUUGAGGAUAAGGUGGGCAUGCAUUGCUGGGUUGCUGGUAAGAACUUGUGGUGCAAUGGGAGACUAGACUCCUCCUGCAGGGCAUGGUGUGAACCAGGUGCUGUGCAGACCAGUUGCCCAUCUUUGUCAUGUAACUUAAUCCUGCUGUAGACAAAUAAAAGUUUUGACUGGUGUGGA
Molecule: messenger RNA, 4371 nt
Organism: Mus musculus (house mouse)
Lineage: Eukaryota; Metazoa; Chordata; Mammalia; Rodentia; Muridae
Gene: Msantd7
Product: Myb/SANT DNA binding domain containing 7
Exons: 5
Coding region: 587-1672 (361 amino acids)
Source: RefSeq, marked validated